AUGGCCUCUUUUCUCAAAUUGGCGGCUGCCGGUCUUUUGAUCGCCUCCGCAGGCGCUGUUCCCACCAAGCAAGUACGCUCUACAUCCGUGCAGAAAAGGUCCAGCAGCAAGGCCGGUGCUGCUUACAACGAUGCUUCUCUCGUCACGACCUUGUGCGGCGAUUCUAGCGGUAUCUCAUGGGCCUACAACUGGGGCAGUUCCAGCGAUGGCGACUUGCCUUCUGGCGUCGAGUACGUGCCCAUGCUCUGGGGCACCAGUAGCCUUUUCGUCGACGGAUGGACCUCAAAUGUCGAGGCAGCCCUUGCAGAUGGCAGCAGCUACAUCAUGGGUUUCAACGAGCCUGAUUUGGCUUCUCAGGCCAACCUCGCUGCCUCCGAUGCCGCCACAUACUACAAGCAAUAUCUCACCCCUUACUCUGGUAAAGCGAAGCUAGUCAGCCCUGCUGUCACUUCCUCUUCGAGCACUACCGCAGGUCUCGCUUGGUUCGAGUCUUUUAUCAGCGAGUGCACUGACUGUGGCGUAUCCGUUCUCGCCGUCCACUGGUAUGGCGACUCUGUCUCUGAGCUCCAGUCUUUCAUCACCGAAGCGAUCAGCACCGCCUCCAACCACGGUAUCUCCGAAGUCUGGCUUACCGAAUGGGCCUUGAGCGCGGAUGAAGGUGGUAUCACUGAUUUGGCUACUGCUGCCUCCUUUGUCCAGGAAGCCGGUGCAUGGCUUGAUGAGCAGUCUGCGCUUACCCGCUACUCCUACUUCUACGUCGCCAAUGGCUACCUGCUCACAGACGGCGCGGUAAACUCUGUUGGUAGUGCUUACGCAUCUGCUGCUUCAUCUUCGUCUUCCUCUUCCUCCUCAUCCUCCUCCUCUUCGAGCACCACAUCUACAACAUCCACCUCGACCUCCAUCUAUGUCGCUCCCACGACUACUUCGAGCUCAACAUCCACCUCUAUCUACGUCGCCCCAACCACGACCACUGCUGCUGCCGUCCCAACAGUCGAUACCAACAAUAAUGUCGCGGAGACAACCACGGAGGCAUAUGGUGCUGCUCAGGCUGCAACUACCACGGCUGCGGCGACCUCUACAGCACCCGUCGUGCUAACAACAACAACCGUCACUAUCAAAUCGACCGUGACCGUGACCACGGGCUGCGUGCCAACCCCGCCGCCCUGCGAGUCAUCCUACGUGCCGACGCCCUCAUCAGGCUUCGUAACACAGACAGCCGUGCCCUCUGCCGUUUAG
This is a messenger RNA of Talaromyces amestolkiae, 1236 nucleotides long. RefSeq lists its product as uncharacterized. The coding region runs from base 1 to 1236 and encodes 411 amino acids. Gene Ontology annotation, cellular component: fungal-type cell wall. The record is from RefSeq and is a predicted model, not a curated record. Gene Ontology annotation, biological process: fungal-type cell wall polysaccharide metabolic process. NCBI's taxonomy places the organism in Eukaryota, Fungi, Ascomycota, Eurotiomycetes, Eurotiales, Trichocomaceae. The transcript has a single exon.